Messenger RNA from Suillus clintonianus, 1710 nucleotides. Its product is annotated as D-xylose-proton symporter. Gene Ontology annotation, molecular function: carbohydrate:proton symporter activity. Lineage: Eukaryota; Fungi; Basidiomycota; Agaricomycetes; Boletales; Suillaceae. Gene Ontology annotation, biological process: carbohydrate transport; transmembrane transport. Gene Ontology annotation, cellular component: membrane. Bases 1 to 1710 code for a protein of 569 amino acids. The record is from RefSeq and is a predicted model, not a curated record. The transcript has 19 exons.
AUGUCUCAAACACCGCAUUCAAAUUGGAUCGAGUCCAAGCAAGAGGAUGGGAUCCGCAGUAGUGUCUCUGACUUGGUCAUCGCUAGACCGGACGGUCUAGUUGGAUUCAGAGCCCUUUUUGAAAAUAAAUUCAUACUUGGUAUAUCGUUGUUCUCGACUCUCGGAGGAUUCGGAGUCGUGAGCAAUGUGCUUGCCAUCGAGUCUUUUGGAGCGAAGUUCCCGGAGAUAUACACGAAUGCAGCGCUGAAGGGAUGGUUUGUCUCCACCCUUUUGCUGGCUGCCUGGUUCGGAUCUAAUGUCAAUGGCCCCGUCUGUGACAAGAUCGGGCGAAAGGUAGACAUAAUUUGUAAUGUGGUGAUCUUUCUUCUCGGUAGUUCACUUCAAGCAGGUGCAACGGCUCCCGUCUAUUUAUUCGCCGGUCGCGCUGUUGCCGGUCUGGCAAUCGGUGCCCUGACGCACGUCAUCCCGAUGUAUCUCGCCGAGAUAUCCAGUGCCAAUAUUCGUGGAUUUUUAGUCUCUCUGCAGCAACUUUCUAUUACAUUUGGGAUUCUUGUUAGUUACUGGAUUGCGUAUGGCACGGCACACAUCGGGGGAACCCGAUGUGCACCAGAAAUAGCAUACACUGGAGCGCUUUUGAACGGCAGGCCUACGUUCGAUCCUUACACCGAUGUCCCUCCUGGUGGCUGCACUGGUCAAAAUCAAGCGUCAUGGAGAGUUCCGCUUGCAUUUCAAAUAUUACCUGCUUUGUGUCUCGGCAUUGGCAUGCUCUUCAUGCCAUACUCGCCCCGUUGGCUCAUUGAGCAAGGCCGCGAGGAGGAGGCUCUGGCAACGCUAUCGCGUCUUCGCCAGAAGCCUGCUGAAGAUCAUUCGGUUCACAUUGAAUUCCUGGAGAUCAUGGCUGAAGUUCGUUUUGCGAAAGAAGUCAUGAAGGCGGCAUAUCCCAAUGCGGGGCCAGUCAGACAGAUAAUUAAUAAAUACUUGGUAUUGGUCUCCAGCUGGCCAAAAGCCAAACGUGUAACUGUUGGUUGCCUUGUUAUGAUGUUCCAACAAAAUAUGGGGGUGAACGCUAUCAUUUAUUACGCACCUACGAUCUUCGGCCAACUGGGGCUUGACCCAAACACUACCUCCCUGUUUGCCACUGGUGUUUAUGGAAUUGUAAACAUGCUCUCUACUUUACCUGCCAUCAUUCUUCUCGAUAAGGUGGGCAGGCGACCUUUGUUAAUCUCCGGUGCCGCCGGAUGUUUCACUUGUCUGGCAAUCGUGGGUUCUCUUGUAACCGUGUACGGCAAAGACUGGCCUGCACAUGCAGUGGCGGCUCGCAUUGCUAUUGUCUUUGUGUUUCUCUACGACGUCAACUUCUCUUAUUCAUGGGCCCCGAUUGGAUGGGUUAUUCCCAGUGAGAUCUUCCCGUUGCACCUCCGGUCCACUGGUAUCUCCCUUACCACAUCAACCACGUGGUCAUCGAAUUUUGCGAUUGGGCUUUUUACGCCGACGAUGUUGCAAAUGGGUGGUAUAGCAUACUUUACCUUUGCCGGAUUUUCUCUUGCUGCGUUACUCUCAGCCAUAUUCUUCUUCCCAGAGACCAAGGGUCGGACCUUGGAAGAAAUGGACGCUGUGUUCGGUGACAAUGCUACUGACAGGGAGCGAGAACACAUGCAGGGUAUUUGUCGGGAGCUUGGUCUGCCCGACCGGGCGCUUUUGAAUGCAUAG